Messenger RNA from Linum trigynum, 4732 nucleotides. NCBI's taxonomy places the organism in Eukaryota, Viridiplantae, Streptophyta, Magnoliopsida, Malpighiales, Linaceae. The record is from the annotation of a GenBank genome assembly.
CAAACCGGGCCCGCUUAGGGGAUACGUCAGUAGUUAGCACAGUCAGCUACCGAAGUGGGCCCCGCCGGAGCUGCUAGCCAAUACUGUGCGCGAGCUGCUGCUACUUCCCAGAAUCUUCCCUCUUCUCUUCUUCCUCCGCAAACAAAAAAAUAAUUCCCUCUGCCCCGGCAAAUCUUGGUGAAGGGGUUAGCCAGACCUUUCUGGCAGAUCAAAAUAAAACCCUUGUCGACAAACCGAUCUGCGGCAAGGUCGUCCUCCCGUGAAGCAGCGUUUCUAGGGCUCCGAUUAGAACUCGUCGGAGGUUUCCGGGAAUCGGCCGGGGGCGGCGGCGAUGGGGAUUGUCAGGACCGGGUUCAAUUUCAUGCUCGGUACGUUCUUCGGUAUCUACAUAGCUCAGAACUAUAACGUGCCUAACAUACAGAAGAUGGCCAACACCGGGAUGGCCAUCGCCAAAAGCAUCGAGGAGUCUAAUAGGAAGCCCAAGAAGAGAGACGCCGAGGAUUGAAUUUGAUUCUCUUUCCUUUUAGGAUUUCGGUUUUGGUUAUCACAGUGUUGUUUCCUUAUUGCGUUGCGCCUUCGAUUUGGCGAUGCCAUUUUUUGUUAGAGGAUUGUUCAGGUCUUUUUCUCUCUUUUAAACCUUUAUUUCUGACUUGCUUGAAUAUCCAACUUUGUCAAUGGAAAUCAGGGUGAAUAAAUUGAAUUACUUUGCCCCUUUUCGUUCUUGCCAUCUUUGGAAAUUCCCAGUUCUACUUCAGAAGUCUCUUUGUGCUGUUUAAUGUGAUAAUGGGUUGUACAGAAGCUUCUUCCUUGUGCUUUGUUAAGCUUGAGUUGCUUCAAGAAUCGCAAUGAUAGUGUUGUAGCCGACUUCUCUGAAAAAUGUAGUGCCAAGAGCUUAUGGAGUUAGAAGCAAGUCAUGUAUCCUAUGAUUGUAAUGCACCACUCAUUGCAUCUGUGGAUGGAAUUUAGUUGUGGUUUGUACUGUAAGCUCAAGUAUCUUUCGGUUGUUAAUCAUGAAUUUUCAUGCCAUUAUCUUGCAGAAGGAACAAAGUGGGAAACAUUUAACAUUUGUAGAGUGUAAAGAAUGUGCUGUCUGUCGGGUUUUAGUGCAAAUGUGGACAUAUCUUGGCUUAUACUACUAUCUGCUGAUCACUGUUUCCAUAAACUUAUGAUCGUCAAUUAAUUCACGUUCAAGGAGAACACUCAGUUUCUUAAUUGCUGUGAGGCAGUCAAAUAUAUUGGGUGGAGAGCGUGUGAACCGGAGGUAAGUUAGGCUUUAGUGAUGCAGAAUUCUCUGAAACAGGCAGUAGCCUAUGAGUUCUUUGAUUCUCUUGGCUCGUCCAUUCACUUGCUAGCUUAUAGCUAAUCAACUGGGUUGGUAAUCCACAGUCUAUGGUCUUUGGUAUGAAUAGCAUUGAUAUUAUUGUCUAUGAUAUUUAGCUACAAAAUAUAGUGACUUGUCUCUGCAAACAGUUAGCAGUAGUAAGUAGCUGAGGCCUUUGACUUAUUCCAUAAAAAACAGAUGAAAAUCUCAUCUACAAGAUAACAUAGCCUAUCUUAGCUGCUUAAGGUGCACUGUAUUUCAGCUGAUGGUUAGGUACUUGUGCCUGUCUCCUGCAUUGACUGAAGCUGUAUCAGCAUUGUUGGAUGAGGAGCUACAGCCAGAGGUUUGGUUACUUAGUGCAAUGAGCGCCAGUCCGCAAUGGUUGUAAUUUUGUCGGAGUACACAAUGGAUAGUGAACUUUGGUCAAGAAGUUCCACUAUCUCUUCCAUCUGGCCGAGGAGGUAGACAGCUUCCCUUACACUUGCUUUUUUCUCUUCAAUUGUGCUUUUCAAACACUUACCAAAUACAAAUGGUCUCAAGUUAGUGAGACUAGCUGCCAAUAUGUCGGAGAUCAGCACAACUAGUGUUCCAAAUAAGCUUUCCUCUGAAGUGCUGCUGUUGUGGUGAUAAAUGUGCAGAAUUGUGUUGCUUAUCCUGUAGAUGGAAUUAGCUGCCAAUGCCUCAGCAGGCCAUUCUGAAGGGCUAACUUUUGGGCAUUGUGUUAGAUAUGUGCUCUUAAAGUUUGCAAGCCUUUCCUUUCCAGCUUCAACAAGCCGUUCUAGUACAUCUCUUGUGCCUUUUUGAUUUCAGGGAUAGUUGGUGAAGAUCCAAAUCUAACCAUUUGUGGUAAAUGUCGACCCCUGACCACACAUGAUAUGCUGCUCUUCUUAUGUUUGGCAGCUCUUCUUUCCCAUCCUCGUAUUCUUCUAUGAGUUUGACAUACACAAGUCCCUCAUGUACACUGCGUAUCAAGUGUUUAACCGAACAACUACUGACAUUUGGGAGUGAAACUGCAAUCGCUGUUAAAGUAACUAUAGGAAGAGACCAAGAUUGUGGAGGUUCUUCACCUUCCAGCCUGCAGACUUGGUCGGAGUCGAAUUCUGCUACUCCCUUGAAUCCUUCCGUAAAGGUUGCCAUUUUUAACAGGUCUGUGAGGUGUUUUGGCUGUUUCUUUUUCCCCUUCCGCAUCCAAUGAUCUGUGGCAGUACAAUUCUUCCUCAUUGUCACUUCCACUAGUUCUUCCUCACCUUCAAGAUGCAAAACAAAGUGGCUUAGAUCUAUUUUAUUGGUCUCAAGUCCUUGAUCAACUGAAGUGCCAUUACUUGGUAACAACCUCUUCAACUUGCAGCAGGAAUCAUAGACCCUAACAAUUCUGCACGCGCAUAAGAUGCAGAUGCAUUGAACCAAUUUGCAUGCCAUCACGAUUCCAAUUUGUGCUUGAAUACAAGUGUCCAAGAAGCUGCGCUUUGCUUUAUAUGCAAGUUUUCGGAGUUGCUGGCUUUCUAUGUGUAUGAAUGGACACUCUUUGAUCUCCACCAAGUACUGAAUCCAGUACUUCUCCACUUUAAAAUAUGUUCCUCUGUUACUUUUCUUCCCAUUUUUUGGUAACCUGUAAAACACUGAUGUGAACCAUCUGACUGCUGGGGCAACAGUACCGACCCCAACUGCUACAGUCUGUGCAAUCAAAACUAAAGUGGUUGACCACUUGUAGUCAGACUCCCCUACACAAAACUUGAAUGACCCUGGCAUGUAAAAUGAGCGCAACAUGGCAUCUGCAAGAACUGUGGCGCUAAGGAGACACAGUGCACCUGACGCAGUAGAAGUAACUGAACGGGCCAUUACAAAUUGAGGGUUGCUGGUAUGUGCCAUUAUCCAGAACUUCAUCAGGUCUUCUUUCAACUCCCCUGGUGUUCUUGUGUUUAUAUCCUUCAACCCUUCUUGCAUAGUCAUGUCACAUUUCUUCUUGUACUUGAACUCUAAUUCCGUCUUUGUUGUUACCACAGCUAAAGCUGAGGAGCCCAAGAUCAUGAGCAUGACAAGCAUAAGAGACAUCAGGACAACAUGCUCCCACCAGCAAAUAUAGAUCACCCCCGUGCCCAGUUGGAUGGCAAUGUUGACAAAAACAGCGACCACCAGUAUAGCGAAGGCCAUGAUAUUCAUCAUGAUUUCCUUGUUCUUCGCUGUUCCUAGUGAUGGCAUCGAGUUUGCAAUUGUCACGCAAAGCAACACCGCACUGCUGAGCUUGGAGAGCUGGUCGACUCGGCUGGGCAUGGGGGUGUUGAGAUCCACUGAGAACUUGACUGCUACUGCUAUUAUGGUGAGUGAAGUGGCGUUGAUGGAAAAGAACCGACUAGGGAACCAGAAUUUUCUGUGACGAAUACCAUGGAUGAGGUCAGCAGCCAUGGCAACUGCACAGACUAGAGAUGCUGCUGCUACAUAGAGUCCAAUCCAUGGUAGAGGUUGAGUGUACUUUUCUUCAUUCAGGUUCCCAUCAGCACUGCAACCCACCAUUUGAGGCAAAUUUUUUGCUACUGGGUCGAGUUUUCCUGAAGCUUAUAGGAAAGAUAAAGUACUUGGUUUUCGUGGGUCAAUGGUUAAUUGUAGAAGAUGAAAGCCUUUCUGGAAUGAAGCUGGAAGAUGUUUGAUUUAUCAAACCCAAGUGAAUGAUCUAGAAUUUGUUUGGUUUAGACCAAAAUUCAAAGGCAGAGGAACCCAGGCGACUCGGCAGUCUUCGGCUUUACCAGAAAUAAAUGAUGAGAGGACUAGAAGCAAGUGAGCGGUUCAUAGAAUCAUACAUGAUUGACCGUUAUAUUGGAAAAAAUUAGAUGAAGGAUAUCCGAAUUCUUUCGAGGCCUACUGAUUGUUGUCGUAUAAAUAAAAAUCGGGUCCCAACAAAUGAUGACGAUUGAGGUGUUGAUCAUAUCAGCUCGAGUGUAUAGAGGUUGCAGAUUCCAGUGUAUUCUUCUCAUUCAAAGUCUGUAGUGUUGAAUCUUGACCCUAGACUCUUUGGCAGGUGGGCCCACAGUGCCAUCCAUUGUUGAGGAAAUGACAAACUGAUUUUCUAGUAAUCUGAGUACCCUGAGGUGAGCUUUCUUCUUCUUCUUCCGAUUGCCAAGUUUUUGUAGCUUUUGGUGGUUCUUCUUCAUGGUUACGACUUACGGCAGGGUUCCUUCGUGGUGCUAGUGGUUUUAUGUUAUUAUUAUUAUGAUCUUUUACCAAGAUCAAUUCAGUUCAAAUAAGUUUAGUGACAAAUAAGUGAAUAACUUCCCUGUUCAUUGUGAUUGUGCUGUUGCAAUAUCAUUGUGUUCCACAAUCUGCAGGUCGGUGGCAACUGAGCGAGGAUUCAGUGCCUGAUUUUAUGUGAGUUAUGUGCAAAUAGGAGUGGGUAAGUAAUCAAGGACUCACAGUUAU